AUGCCCUGUGAAGAGCUAAUUACCCGCUUUCACAAAAUCUUGACUGACAGUUCUGAUAUUGGGCUCAGAUUAAGAGGAUUUUCAUCAUUAAUUGACUCAAUGCUGUACGAGCAUGCCGACGAUUCUAAUUUUGAGCGUCGUUUAUUGAUUGAUGAAUACAAUACCUGGAUGCUUUUUAUCCAGCUGAGUCUUAUUAACGAGUUUCCAAGGCAAUACAAAUCACUAGGAAAAUCAGUCCUGCACGAAAUUUCUCAGGAAUUUAUGAAUGAUAGGCUAUUUCUGGCCAAACUCUGUAUGCUAACUUGGGUGGAGUCAAUCAAACGCACCGAAAAUUAUCAAGAAAAAGAUGCCGAAUUUUUGAACACAGCCGCGAAAAUAAAGGCGAAUGGACUUAAUGAGAGGCUUGACCCUGACUUUGUGUGGAAUACAUCGAGGAAACCUGAUAAAGGCGACGUAGAAAGCGACUUGCAAUUAAUUAGAGAUACUUUUAGCUUGAUAAGAGCUGGGGAUCUAAAAUCGGCCCAAACUCUUUUGAAUGAUUCCAAUCAAGCUUGGCGAGCACUUACUCUUUCAGGACUUCUCCCUUAUUUUGACUUUAAAAUCCACGAGUACCCUGGAGAUUCGUAUAUCCCUUCAGAAAUAAAAAGGUGAAGUUGACAGAAAUUGAAUACAAGGUGGUGCAAUCUCUAUGGAGCAGAUAGGACCUAUACUGAUGAAGCUGAAAGCAAGGUCUCUGUCACGUUUUGAAGUAAGAUUUCAGGAUUGGGAAGCUUUGCCUAAAGGUUUUACUCUCCCUGCCAGAUGGACUAGACUGGUUUUGCCUACCAUCAUGGUCUUCCCUUGCUGGAAUCAUCGGGUACUCUACAAAUGGUGGCUUUGCCCCAGGGAGUUGCUCCUUGGAAAGGUCGCUAAGGUGGGAAAUCCAAAUGAAAGCCUUUCAUUUUCCUCAUUCGAGCUCCAAGAGCUAUGGGAACUAUUAUUCCUAAAACUGAACGAAACAAAGGCCAGAGGGCUUGUCUGCUUCUGGCCAGUUUAUCCAUUUAAUUUAAUUUAUAUCCCUUCAUUUUUUAACACAGCUGACUUUGAAAAAGCUACAGUCGAGCCAGAAUCCCCACAAGGCUACCAAGGUGAUUUUGGCAAUGCAAACAUCGAGCUUUAUAUGGAGAGAUUAAAAAUAAUCCACAUCUUUUCCUUUUAUUUAAAACAAAACUGAUUAUUUUUUUCUAAAAAACAGAUUUAACAACUUUUAUAUAAAAAAGUCGAAAAAUACUUUUUUGAUCUCACCAUUUAUAUAGCCACAAAUUGGAAGCUUUCAGAAGAGAAAAAAAGGAUAAACUUUGAGUCAUAUAGCUAUGAACGAGCAUUAUACGGAAGCAUGUGUGGCAAUUAUGAAGCAAUGCUUCCUGUAUGUAAAAAUGAUAUUCAUGAUCAUUUUUGGGCUAUGAUUAGAAGUGUAUUUAUUUUCGAUUUGAGAGAAAAACUGAGAAAUUGCAAUGAGCCGAAUUAUGUCGUUGAAGAAAUUUUCAGUGAAGAAUAUGGCGAGUUUGGGCUGCCUAUAAAUAUCCCUAAUAAAUGGCCGAGCAGCUUUGAUGGAAUUCUAAGGAUGCUACAGCAGCAGCAUGCAGAAGUAUUUAAAAAAUCGUAUAACAAGCUGCAGUUCACUUCUAUUGUCCCAGCUAUUUUAAGCAACUGGGAUCAAGUUCUUGACAAUCUGUCAUUUUUUACGUCACAGUACUAUGAAAAUUCAAAAGAAGGGGUUAUGGAAGAAAUUUAUGCCACCCGCUUUUCAGCCCACUUAGCAAUUAUCAUUAAAUCAGCCUACGAUGUCUCAGAAAACAAAAUCCAACUCGCUGAAGAGCUCAUAUCUAAAUACAUAAAAGCCUUAAUUGGAUAUAAAAGUCCUCUCCAUGUCGUAUUAUUUUAUUUACGCUACAUUUCUGACGAAACUUUAAUGAUGGAGAUCUCUAAUGAGCUGUUCAGAAACUACACAGAAACUCAUGAACGAGAAAUGUGUGUCGAGUCCUUAAAAGUGUAUGCCUCCAAAAUGUAUCAAGGAUUUAUUUGUGAAAUAAUUAUGAAUAUUGUAGAGCUGAAAUAUCUCCAAUUAGACUACAAUAAUGUUAUAAAUAUGCUUAUUCCCCCUCCGUGAGUGAACAAAAAACUUCUGUUGGCCACGAGGGGGUUAAUUUAUUUUAACAAAAACUACAUAGAAAUUUUAGAGAAAUUUUUUUUUUCAAAAUUUAAAAAAAAUCCCAAUUCGCAAAAAUUAGAAAGCAAAUAUUAAUUUAAUUUGUAAAAUUUAUGUUUUAAAAUGCAAUUUGUUUCGAAUUAAACAGAGAUUUUGUUAUAUCAAUUAUCAUUUAUAUAUCAAAUUUUUUCGUAAUUCACUCACAGAGGGGGGGGAGUUAGAGUUUCUGAAAGCUACGAAGCUGACAAAGAUUUGCAAGACCUGAUUUCCUUAAUAAAGCCACAAAUUUUCAGAGAGUCCUUUUCUUCUCUGCUUUCUUUGAUCAGAAAACUUAUCCUUUCCUGCAAAAUAAAUAAAGCUCAUGAAUUGGUUGUGGUAUCAUUUAAUGCUCUUUUAGACGAUAAUUUACAAAAAUACGAGCGUGAGUAUUGGUCAAAGUUUAUUGAUUCCAUCAACAAUUAUAUCAAUUACAAAACUUAUAAAUCACAAGAUUUUGUAGCUAUGGUAGAAGAAGAAUCAUUUAAUACAAGUAGCUCAGCAUUAUUAAAAGUUAGCUCAAACCCAAUACAUGCAAUAGAAAAAAGAAACAAUCAAAUAAAAAAUAACGCAGAAAAAACUUUAAGCUCCCUAGAAUUUGUGACGGGAAUUAAAGACAGGAGAUUUCCACUAAUUGAUAUAGAUGAAGAAGAUAUAAGGAUUUUUACAAAAAAUUGGGAAAUUAUUUUACUAUUGUGGAUGGUUGAAAUUUAUGAGGAACUUAGGAUGGUAGAAAAAUGCAAAGAACUUUUAGCGAUUGUGGAGUCAAUAUUUGAGAGGUAUUUAGAUGGAAAUCAAAAAGCACAAAUUGUAGGGCAGCUGAGGAGAGCAAUUAAUAGAUUAAGUGCAUAA
This is a messenger RNA of Blepharisma stoltei, 3076 nucleotides long. The record is from the annotation of a GenBank genome assembly. NCBI's taxonomy places the organism in Eukaryota, Ciliophora, Heterotrichea, Heterotrichida, Blepharismidae.